AUGUCAAGCAGUUAUUUGUAUUUAUUUAUUGUGCUAUUUUGUUCAAACUUCAGCUUACUGUUGCUAAUAUUAUCAAGCGAUUGCGACAGCUUAUCGGAUAAUAAUUAUUGCAACAUUAAACAAAAUAUAGUUGCGAAUGAUCAAGAAGAGAAGGUGGCAGAGAAGGAAAAGAAGAUUGAAUCAAUUUAUUUACCACAAACUAUCAUACAAGAAGAAGAAGAGGGAAAGCAGAACAGAGAGCUACACAUAACUGAUGAGGAGAAACAAGUUAAAACUAGCAGUAUGAAAGUAUUGAGGGAAACAACUAGACUGCUAGUUCGUUCUACGAGAAACGCCAUGGCUUGGAGGUCAGGAGGUGAUUCUAAUCUUCAGCUGGUCAACAAUUUGCAAGCUAAUGGCUUAUUCAGAGAUGAACGUGUACGUAAUGCUAUGCUACAGAUCGAUCGUGGAGAUUUCACUUCCACUACUCCUUAUGGCGAUCAUCCCGUAUCCAUAGGGUACGGUGCUACAAUCAGUGCUCCUCACAUGCAUGCAUCUGCUCUGGAACUCUUGAAAGAUCACCUCAAAGAAGGAAACCGAGCAUUAGAUGUUGGAUCAGGUUCUGGUUAUCUAACAGCGUGCAUGGCAAUUAUGGUGGGAAAAGAAGGUAAAGUGGUAGGAAUUGAGCACAUCCAAGGGCUGUUGACUGAUUCAAAAAAGAAUAUUAUGAAAAAUCAUGAAAAUUUGCUGAGCACUGGUCGCAUAAUUCUUGUAAAAGGUGAUGGACGACAAGGCUAUAAGGAUGAGGCACCUUAUGAUGCCAUACACGUUGGAGCUGCAGCAUCUGAAGUCCCUACUCAGUUGAUAGAACAACUUGCUAAGGGUGGACGAAUGGUGAUUCCAGUAGGUCUUCAACAUAGCACGCAACGAUUCAUGCAAAUAGAUAAGGAUGAGAAUGGUGUUGUUACGCAAAAAGAUUUGAUGGGUGUAGUGUAUGUUCCACUUACAGAUGAGCAAAGUCAACUAAGGAACUGA
Molecule: messenger RNA, 1014 nt
Organism: Thelazia callipaeda (thelaziosis nematode)
Lineage: Eukaryota; Metazoa; Nematoda; Chromadorea; Rhabditida; Thelaziidae
Source: the annotation of a GenBank genome assembly